This is a messenger RNA of Jaminaea rosea, 1040 nucleotides long. Its product is annotated as acyl-CoA N-acyltransferase. Gene Ontology annotation, molecular function: protein-N-terminal amino-acid acetyltransferase activity. The record is from RefSeq and is a predicted model, not a curated record. The coding region runs from base 312 to 947 and encodes 211 amino acids. NCBI's taxonomy places the organism in Eukaryota, Fungi, Basidiomycota, Exobasidiomycetes, Microstromatales. Gene Ontology annotation, cellular component: NatC complex. Gene Ontology annotation, biological process: N-terminal peptidyl-methionine acetylation. The transcript is spliced from 2 exons.
GCAGAGGGCGAAUGGGGCAGAGCAGGAGCCUGCCGGCCUCUCCAACGGCUCGACUCCUCCUCGCGACGUCAGAGAGCGGCUCUACAUCGAUCGUCAAGAUACGCCCUCGCCUUCGAGGAUCACCGCAAUACAGCUUACCGGUACAGAAGGCAAAGAGGAGGUCAAGAAGGGCACGCCGGCCGGCUCGCGAGAUCAGCCCUGAUCGGCAGGCUGUUGACCGGUGCAGCGCUGAAAGGUACGGAGCCUGACCGCUCCCAAGGCAGCCAGAGGUCACGGUCUGAUUUUGUCGGCGCCGAACCACUGACACAGUGAUGGGCCCGGGCCAGAUUGCGACAGCUGUGCGGCAUGAAGGCAUGCUCUACUCGCCCUAUCACUCAGAGCUGGAACUCCCGACAAUCGCGGCCUUGAUCGAAAAAGAGCUCUCAGAGCCCUACAUCAUCUACACGUACCGGUACUUCUUGAAUCAGUGGCCCCAACUCUGUUGGCUCGCACGUGAUGCUGCCACCAAUACACCAACAGGCGUGAUAGUAUGCAAGCUCGAUCGCCACCUGAAGGGGGAACGCAAGAUGCGAGGCUACAUUGCCAUGCUCAGCGUUCAUCCUGAUUGGAGGGGUAAAGGGAUCGCCUCGCACCUUGUGAAGCUGGCGAUGGCUGCCAUGAUCCCAAUGGGGGCGGACGAGGUUGUGCUGGAGACAGAGGUGGACAAUGUGGCUAGCUUGGCGCUUUACGAGCGUUUGGGUUUCAUCAGAGAGAAGAGGAUGUACAGCUUUUACCUCAAUGGCAAGGACUGCUUUCGUCUGGUUCUCUCCCUCCCUAAUAAGGUCAAGCAUCUGAUCCUCGCAUCAGUGGAGCUCCCUGCAGCCGCGAAACCCGCAGAGACGAGACCAUCACUAGGCGGUGCUUCUCACUCCUUGAGAUUUGGAGACUCGAUAGGUGGCAUUCUGUAGGAUACGAAGGUGGGACGCACGAGGAAGUAGAGACAAUGUAGAACAACAGCGUGGCCGAGCCUGGGCUGGAGACGAUGACUUGCGAUGCCGUCC